UAAACGCAAGUUGCAUUGUACAGAGACUCCGAGUCGGAGCGGUAAUGCUUUCGUAAAAAUUCACCAAACUCCAACAACCCAGCGGUUGCGACUCCCCUAAAUCAAUCUAAUCAGAAAACACACGAAGUUUCAGCUGCUCCGAUCAGAUCCAACAAGCCACGAUUCUUCUCUCUCUCUCUCUCUCUCUCUUUCUGUGAAGAAGGUGUCAAUUGGUACCAGAUAAUUGCAUUGCUUAUUCCCUAACAUCUGGAGUUCAUACCUUCCUUGAAUUCAGUUAGCCCGCUGGGCUAUGCGAGAAAGACUUGGACAUUGAACCGUUUUGAGCAUAUGAGUAUAGGAUCAAAGGAGAAUACAUCUCUCCGAAUUCCGAGGCAGGGAAGCUGUCCAUCACAGGUCCCUAUUGAGUAAAUAUAAAGGCUGUGAUCAGUGAUCUGUGAAUGGUCGCCAAAAAAUUUAGCUGGUGGUGAGUUCAGAUUUAUUGAUGGAGCAAAGAGUGCAGCUCCGUAGUGGUACAAUGGAACCUAUUUCCAGUCAGGGAGAUGUAGACAGAGAACAGGUUUUAGAGCCCUUUGAUAUUGAAAAUGUCUCUGGGAAGGAGAUAAAAGCCUCCAGAAGUUUUGAUGUUGGUUACAGUUCCAGUGAUAACCUCGAACCAUUGCCAAAAGUGUCAACAGAGAGUAUCUCUCCUGCUGAUGUGCUUAAAACACUCUUCUUUAUACUUGUAUGGUACACCUUCAGCACAUUUUUGACUCUGUACAACAAAACUCUCUUAGGAGAUGAUUUAGGGAAGUUUCCAGCUCCCUUGUUAAUGAAUACCAUUCACUUUUCCAUUCAAGCUGUUUUAUCAAAGAUGAUAACAUGGUAUUGGUCGGGGAGAUUUCAUCCUGAUGUUACCAUAUCUUGGAGAGACUAUUUCGUUAGAGUUGUACCAACUGCACUUGGAACUGCUAUGGAUAUAAACCUAAGUAAUGAGUCACUUGUCUUCAUAUCGGUUACGUUUGCAACUAUGUGCAAAUCUGCAGCCCCGAUAUAUCUUCUUCUGUUUGCUUUUGCCUUCAGGCUGGAGUCUCCAAGCCUGAAACUUUUUGGCAUUAUUUCAGUGAUCUCAGCAGGAAUAUUGUUAACAGUUGCAAAGGAGACAGAAUUUGAGUUUUGGGGUUUCGUUUUUGUCAUGCUUGCUGCUGUCAUGUCUGGUUUUCGCUGGUGUAUGACGCAAGUUCUUUUGCAGAAAGAAAGCUUUGGCCUAAAAAAUCCAUUCAUAUUGAUGAGCUACAUGGCACCAGUGAUGGCUAUAGUGACUGGUCUUCUCUCUCUCCUUCUGGAUCCUUGGAGUGAAUUUGGAGACAACAAAUACUUUGAUAGUGGAGAACAUUUUGCUCGAACUUGUUUUUUAAUGCUUUUUGGCGGAGCACUGGCUUUUUGUAUGGUUUUGACAGAGUAUGUUCUUGUUUCCGUGACUAGUGCUGUAACCGUCACAAUUGCGGGCGUUGUUAAAGAGGCUGUCACCAUAGUGGUUGCGGUGUUUUACUUCCACGACGAUUUUACAUGGCUAAAAGGUGUUGGUCUGGUGAUCAUCAUGGUUGGUGUCAGUUUGUUCAACUGGUACAAAUAUGAUAAACUACAAAAGGGUCACAAAACAGAGGGUGAAAAGCAGUUGCAAGCUCCAAGUCAAACUGGAAAAUAUGUGAUACUUGAUGAGAUGGAUGAUCAAGAUAAUAGUCCCUAACAAUUUUUGUUACACACAUUUCAUUGGUAACCCUGACAUCGUUAAAGUGGAAGUGCGUGUGGACCUUCCCUGAGAAAAUACUUACUUUUUAAGGCAAUUGAAUUGGAAAUGUGAUGUUUCCCUGUCCUGCCUUAAGGAAAACAAAAGAACAUAGCUUAUAUCAAGAGAUGGAAUGAAUUUUGUUCUCUUUCUUUUGUACUUGGUCCGUAUAGAAAGAAGUGUAGUCGAACAGAUUUGGUUUAAGUUUACCAAUCAUUUGUACCCAUUUUUAUUAAUUCUCUGUAAUGAUGUUUUCAUGAAA
Messenger RNA from Camelina sativa (false flax), 2027 nucleotides. RefSeq names its product putative sugar phosphate/phosphate translocator At1g06470. NCBI's taxonomy places the organism in Eukaryota, Viridiplantae, Streptophyta, Magnoliopsida, Brassicales, Brassicaceae. The record is from RefSeq and is a predicted model, not a curated record.